CUCAAAAGAAGUUCUAAUUAACGAAAAACUCUGAUCGAUCUAGAUACACAGAGUAAGGCUAGGAAUUGAAAGAUCCAAUUAAGGUAUGAAUUCAAACAUGCAGAAACUGUUUGAUUCAAAGAAGAGCAUGUUUGAAGAACAUGUAAAACGUUCUACAUUAUCAAAUAAAGAUGAUGGUUCUCGCAUUAUUCGGAUUCCGCUACCACCGGGAACCCAGAAGGAAGAGCUAGCUAUAAGAAUAACCGGUGCUGGGUUGAUUAAGAUACGAUGGAAUCCAAAAGGGGUAUCGGAAACCAUACAUAUGACUGUACCCAUUCCUAUAUCACAAGAUCAUGACCGAGACGAAACUAAAGCAAGUUUUGAUCCGGUGGGCGUCGCUCUCAAUCUCAUUCAGCCACCACUCAAGCAUAAAAUACCACCUACUACCAAUUAUUAUAUACUAACAUGAUAUACCACCGACUACCAUUGUACAAGGUCCAGUGCAGAAAAAUCCUGACGCAAGUAACCGUGAGGCGCCAAAAACCACACAGCCACCAUUGAAGCAUAAUACACCACCCACUACCAUUGUACAAGAUCCAUUGCAGCAAAAACCCGACGCAAAUAAUCGCGAGACGCCAAAAAGAACCACACAGCCACCACUAAAGCAUAAUAUACCACCGACUACCAUUGUACAAGAUCCAGUGCAGCAAAACCCCGACGCAAAUAUUCGCGAGGCGCCAAAAACCACACAGCCACCACUGGAGCAUAAUAUACCACCGACUACCAUUGUUCAAGAUCCAAUGCAACAAAACCCCAACGCAAAUAAUCGCAAGGCGCCAAAAACCACACAGAGCAUUGAUAGAAGUGAUCAAAAUGAUGGAAAUGCUAAAAGAAGAGUUGAGGAUGAACGUGAUGGCGGCGGCAGCCUUGAAUACCGGACGACGAAAAGCAAAAGUAUGGGUAACCAAGAAGAAGAAAGACAUACCAGAACUCCGGCCGCAGCGGCGGCAACCAUGACAGAAGUAGCCGCCGGUCACAGUGUUGCAGAUGCGGCAGCAGCUUAUUUGGAGGGCGCAAAAAAGCUGAUAAGGACUCAUCGACGGGAGUUGUUGAAUGUGGCUGUGGGUUUGGCGAUACUAGGCAUUAGCAUGUAUGUUGUUACCGGCCGCGGCCGCCAUGAUUAGAUCCAUCCAACCUUUGAGAAACUAAACCUGUUUAAUUUAAUGUAUCUCGGAUGAAGAUUAACAUUAUUGUUCUAUUCACGCAUAUAUAAAUUGUAAAAGAAUAAAUUUACCCUCUGCGGGCAUAUAUAUAAAUUGCAUGCAUGUGAUUGAUUCUAUAAUGAAAUAAAGA
Messenger RNA from Cuscuta europaea, 1332 nucleotides. The record is from the annotation of a GenBank genome assembly. NCBI's taxonomy places the organism in Eukaryota, Viridiplantae, Streptophyta, Magnoliopsida, Solanales, Convolvulaceae.